Molecule: messenger RNA, 4915 nt
Organism: Cinara cedri
Lineage: Eukaryota; Metazoa; Arthropoda; Insecta; Hemiptera; Aphididae
Source: the annotation of a GenBank genome assembly
AUGUCCCGACAAAGCACACGAUUAGAUGUUAAAAAAGUUGUAAGUACCUUUUUAUUAAUUUUGAAAUUUAUCUUCAUUUUGAAAUUUUAUAAAUUAAAAUUGAAUUAAUUAGAUAUAACAGUUAACAAACAUUCAAUUUUUAACAUAAGAAUGGUGUACACUAUACUUCUUAUAAUGUAGAUACAUGUAAAAAAAUGUUUUUAUCCUUCAAUAUGAUUAUUAUGUUAUUCAUUCAUUUAUUAUGCUUUUGACUUAUUAAAAAAGAAAAAAAUGAUUAUCUAGUGUUAAAUUGUAAUGAGUAUAUUUUAUCAUUCAUUUGAGUGAAUUAUGACUGAAAAGACAAGAUUUUCUGAAAAUUGGAUAGUUUGGUAGCUCAUCACAAUUGGAUGUUGUAAGACCAAAUGGGCAUUAGUAAUGUUUUGUAUAAAAUUAAAUAAUUGAUUUUAAAAUCUAAGGAAUAAUUGCUAUCAAAAUAAUAUUAUAUUUCCAAAGCUCCUUUUUAGUUUUACAAUGAUGUUUUUUCCUCUAGGCAUUUUGUUUAGUAUUUUAUAUAUGAGAUAUAGGAUUCAUUUAAUCAAUAUUUAGACUUUCACUUGUCAAGAUUAGUUAAUUUUAAUAAUUUAAUAGUUGAGUUUGUAUUCAUUAUAAUUUAUAAUAUUACCUAUAUACCUCAUUACAAAUUUUAAUUUAUUAUUUGGUCUAAGUAGCUUUACUAUUUAUAUAUUUGUUGUGGGUUUUUUAUUCAACAUAUUGUACACAAAACAUUAAAUAUAAUUGAUAAAAUAUUAUUUGAAAAAAACAGAUAUAACAGAUUAUAGAACUCUUCCAGCGGAGAUACUACAAUAAUUAAUAAAUUAACAAUAAUAUUUCAUAUUUAUUUUACAUCUGCAUUAAUAAAGCAAUUUUGACAGUUAAAGUAGGUAUAUAUCGUGGUUUUUAUAUAUUAUAUGUGUCAUAUUAUAUUUUAUAUCAUUAUAUAAUGUUAGCUAAUUAUCAAUCUUUUUCAGAACUCGGAAUUAUUCACUUUAACAUAUGGUGCUAUUGUGUCACAAUUAAUGAAAGACUAUGAAAAUGUCGAGGAUGUGAACAAACAAUUAGAUCGAAUGGGUUAUAAUAUUGGUGUGCGUAUGGUUGAAGACUUUUUAGCACGCACCAAUGCUGUGAGAUGUUACGAUUUAAGAGAAACGGCUGAUAAAAUUCAGGUUUUACUAUUGUUUAAUAAUAAUAAUUGUAGUGUUUAUAACUUAUCAUUGUGUUUCAUUAUAGUAUGCAUUUAAAAUGUAUUUGGGUAUAACUCCAGCAUUAACUAAUUGGAGUGCUGCUGGGGACGAGUUUUCCUUAACGUUUGACACCAAUCCAUUAACAGAAUUUGUGGAAUUACCAGAUAAUUAUCAAAAUCUUAAGUAUAGUAAUAUAUUAUGCGGCGCCCUGAGAGGAUCGUGUGAAAUGGUAUUUAUAACAAUUUUAUAAUGUUCUUAAAAAUACUUAAAUAUGAAAUAGAUAAAAGUUACCUAAGUACAUUUAAAACUACUGAAGAAAAUAAGAAUUUAUUGUUACUAGUCCACUUAUUAUAAUUGCUUUUUAUGUUAUCUGUUAAUUUUUAUAACACCAAAUGAAACUGAAAAUUAUAUUCAAUUAUACCAACAUAAUUUGUAUUAUCAUGUAAUAUGACAUUAACAUAACGUGUAUUUAUCAAAAUAAAUUAACCAUUAGCUCAUAUGUUAAAUAUCUAGGUAUAGAAAAGAGUAAACAUCUUAAAUAGAUAAAAUACAUAGAUUUGAUGGUAACUAAAGUUAAAAAUCUAAAGCAUUUAUUAAACUCUAUUAAAAUUAAAAGUAUAUAUAAUAUAUUAGUUGAAUCAUUAUUUACUUAUGCUAUAAUUGCUUGGGGCAGUGUGUGCUAUCCAACCUUAAGCAACAUCAAAUAACCCAAAACUAUAUAAUAUUGAGAAUUAUAAUAAUUAAAAAUUGACACUAUCAUAAUAUAAACUUAUAGUUUCAAUGUCUUAACAAGAAAAAAAAAACUUUAGAUUCUGAGAGAAGGUUUUGCAAUGAUUAUUAUUUUUUUUUUUUCUGUGAACAAAUUUUCUAGUGUAGCACCUUUUCUGAAAGAAAAUAUUUCUGGGGUACUUAAGGGAGGUUAUUUUUUGAUUUUCUCAGGGGUUUUCAUAAUAAAUGGAAAAACUUAGGAAAAACCGGAAAAAUUACAAAAUGUAUUAUUUUCAACUUGUAAAUAUUACGGCCUUUCAAAACAUGUAUAAUCUGAACUCUGUUUAGAAUCGUUUUUUGUUAGCAAAGAUGAAUUGUUGCACACAGAUUUAUAUUAAAUUCCAUUCUAUAAACUACCUUCCCAACUUCUCACCUACAACAGUGGCCCACCCAUAAUGCAAAGUAUGUCUGUAUCAUUUUAAAAGUGUAGUUAUCUAUUCAUUACAAAUAAUCUAAAUAAAUCAUUAAACCAUAAUUUUAAUACUCAACAUAGGUUAAAUAAUAUUAUUGUUCCCAGUACACACAAAGAUUUCACCUAAUCUUGACUUUCUUUUGUUAGAUAUUUUGUAUUCAAUAGACACUACUUAUGUUUUCUUUUUUUUUUGGAAAUAAUCCUGCCACUUGGAAUUACUGUGAAGCAAUACUUUAGACAGCUGGACAGAAUUACAUUUCCUAAACUUAAAAAACUUCAAAUUUUCCCUAGCCAAGUAGCUGUUUCAACAAGUUGCAGAUUACAAUAUGUACAUUAUACAUCUUGUCAUAAGAAUUAUUUUUAAUAGUAAUAAUAAUAAUAUAAUUAACCAUUUUUUUUUUUUUUUUUUUAUAAAUACUUAGCUUUAAUAACUGUUAUGUUAUUUGAGUUUUAGAAAUAAAUGUUGUAAAUGUUAGCUAUAAGAUUUCAUGGGCCCCACGCAAACAUAUUCAGUGGGACCAAUUAUCUUUUCAGAAGAAUAAAUAAAACUGUGUUCAUAUAGAUGUAUAAAUAAAAACACUUAUGUAGAAAUAAUAUACUAAAUAACUCAAAAAUAAUGUUACUAGACAUUUAUGUAAAGCUCAGUAAAAAUGUAAUUACAUAAAUUUAUCCCAGCAUUAUUAAUAAAUAUAUAUAAGACUUGUUCUUCCAUUUUUGCUCUGGUAUAUUGUAAAUAUUUUUGAAAAAUUAUAAUAUUUAAUUAUUCUGUGUUUAGAUGUGGCAGAUCUACAAAUUUAAGCACUUUCAAACAAUUUCUUUUAAAUUCUUUUUUCCUAAAUAAACAAACUGAUGUUAUUUAUACUGAUUUUGAGAAGGCAUUUGGCAGGAUCAAUCACUCUCAUUUAAUCACAAAACUCGCAAAAAUUGGGUUUGCGGUUUGAUCCAUUUAUUUCUUGGUUUAAUUCAUUUUUAUUUAACAGAUUGCAGUUUGUUAAAUAUAAACAUUUCAUUUCAAAGUCUAUAUCUGUCAUUUUUGUUGUCCCCCAAGGAGAUCACCUUUCUCCUCUUCUUUUUAAUUAAUUAACUAAUGAUAUUAUUUUUGCAUUAAAUAAUUCUAACACUUUGCUUUUUGCUGAUGAUGCAAAAAUGUUUCAAGUAAUUAUUGACCUGGAAGAUGCGAAACUACUAUAAAUUGAUUUAAAUAUUAUUUAUGAUUAACGCAAUUCUAACGGAAUGACCCUUAACAUUAAUAAAUGUAAUCCUAUAUUUUUCUCCAAAAAACGUAAUCUAAUAACAUUUAAUUAUAAUUUAGAUUCUUGUAAUUUAUAUCGAGUUCUUCAGAUAAAAUACCUUGGUAUCAUUUUUGAUUCUAAACUUUUAUUUAAUAUACAUUUAUUAGAAAUUACCAAAAAAGCUCUAUCGGUUUUUUCAGUACAAUUAAAUGGAACUGUUUUCAGUUCAAUAAUUCUAUCACAUUCAAAUGCCUCUCUUAUUAGACCACAUCUGAAGUACGCUAGUCUAAUUUGAGAAACCAAUACUCUAAGCCAUAGCAACUAAAUUGAAUCCAUUCAAAAUAAAGUUCUUCGUUAUAUAUCUGAUAAAUGCAAUAUUACCAGACAACCUUUUAAAAGAUAAAAGAUUUAAUUAUCAUACCAUGUUCCUGGAAAAACUUUUAAAUAAUGUGAUUGAUGAUUCCUUCCUUUUAAGUCUAAUAAACUUUAAAACAAACAUUACAAUGUAUGUGACAAGUACCUCUUUUAUAUUCCGCAAUGUUCUAAACAAUAUUUAGUAAGUUCUCCUAUUAAUUUUUUAUCUCCUCUCUUCUCAAUGGUACUCUCAAUGCACCUGACUUACUAGCGAAUGUUUCUUCACUCGAAAUCACUCCGUCUUCUUCAUUCCAGCUCACCUCAUGUCUUAUAGCAUAGCCUGUACCUCUACUUAUCAUUUUAAUUUAACUGCAUACUAAUAAUUGUUCUCUUACCACUGCCCUCAGAGUGUUUAUAUAUUUAAAUAAAAAAUAAAAAAUAUUAAUUUAAUACAAUCUGCCAGUAUACAUUCUUUAAUGAUAAAUUAUUUACAUGUAGCUAAGAUAAUGUUUUGGUUUUUUCUUUUCUUUAUAGUGUCAUUUAUUAAUUUAUAUAAUGGAAAACCUAAUUAAUAGUUUUAAUUUUAAAUGUGAAUUUUUGUAACUUUAAUGUAAUUUUUUUAUAUUCUUUUAAUUAUUAUUUAAUCUUAAGGUAUUACCAAAGUUUUCAUUAUUGUAUGAUUUGUCAAUGAAUUUGGACUUAUAUCCGUUAAUAAAUUUUAAAAAAAUAUAUAUAUAUAUAUACUUGAAUAACUUGUUAGUUAAAAAUGUUUAAAUAUAAUCUAAAUUUGUUUUUUUUUGUAUGUAUAGGUACAAAUGGAUGUAUCAUGUUGGUUUGUCCAAGAUCAACUUAAAGGUGAUUUAGCCACUGAAUUGCGAAUAAAAUUUAACAAACGUUUAGAAGACGCUAUUCCUGCUGGAGAAGAUUAG